AUGCUGCGCGAGAAGGCCGAUAUGGGGGACCCGAAGGCGAUGAGCGACCUGGGCGCCACUUACUUCCAGGGCGACGAGCUUCCCCGCGAUCACUCCACCGCCUUCGCGUGGUUCGAACGAUCGGCGACCGCCGGUUACACCCUCGCGUUCGUCAACCUGGCCACCUGCUACCGCGAGGGGCUCGGCUGCCCGAAGGACGAGCGGAAGGCGGAGGGUGCGUACUGGUUUCGACGCGGCGCGGAAGCCGGGUCGCUGGAGUGCUCGUACCGGUGGGGCGUCUGCUGCGCCACGGGCACCGGCGCGGAGAGGGACUUCGGAAACGCGGCCGAGGCGUUCAGGUUCGCCGCCGAGCGCGGGCACGCGGGCGCCGCCCUCGACCUCGGCCACUGCCUCAUGAACGGCCUCGGCAUCAUAGGCGGCGCGAAGAAGUCCAUGGCGGCGUGGUACGAGAGAGCGGUGGCACUCGGCGUCACGGACGCGGCGGCGGCGUUGGGUCGCAUGCACAGGGACGGCGUGGGCGGGGAUGAGACGACGCGUGAUUUGGACGAGGCGUCCAAAUGGUUCCGAAUCUCCGCCGCCGGGGGCGACGACGCUUCGGCUCAGGCGCUC
Molecule: messenger RNA, 609 nt
Organism: Micromonas commoda
Lineage: Eukaryota; Viridiplantae; Chlorophyta; Mamiellophyceae; Mamiellales; Mamiellaceae
Exons: 3
Molecular function (GO): protein binding
Source: RefSeq, a predicted model, not a curated record